Colletotrichum gloeosporioides is the source of this 1788-nucleotide messenger RNA. RefSeq lists its product as uncharacterized. Gene Ontology annotation, cellular component: endoplasmic reticulum membrane. The record is from RefSeq and is a predicted model, not a curated record. Bases 1 to 1788 code for a protein of 595 amino acids. Gene Ontology annotation, biological process: protein secretion. NCBI's taxonomy places the organism in Eukaryota, Fungi, Ascomycota, Sordariomycetes, Glomerellales, Glomerellaceae. Gene Ontology annotation, molecular function: protein binding; GTPase activator activity; guanyl-nucleotide exchange factor activity. The transcript has 2 exons.
AUGGCUCCCUCCCCCUUUGACACCGCGAAGCUCACCCUCGACUACCUCCCCUACGCCUGCGAGUUCGAUCCCCAAGAUGCCAACAGGCUGCUCGUCGGAGGCGGCGGCGGCGCCAACAGGUCCGGCGUCGCCAACAAGAUCACAGUGAUCGACACCUCGGCAAAGGACGAGCUGCGCAUCGCCGGCGAGGCCGACCUCAGCCGCAACGAGGACAGCGUCAUGACCCUCGCCGUCGGCCCCAAGAAGGGCCGCAUCUCCCACGUCUACGCCGGCAUCAACUCAACCCCCGCCGACGUCGAAAAGGGCAAGAACGAGCACUUCCGCGUCUUCGGCGUCGAGCAGAGCAAGGCGCGUCUCUCCGUCGGUGCUAACAGCCCGAGCGUGAACCUCGCCGAGCUGUCGCGCACCGCCCUCUUCGCCCCCGCCGAGAACGACAAGGACGCCUACCAGCGCCUGCUGAGGCUGUCUGCGCCCUUUGGCGAGAAGCACCAGCUGGGCGCCGUGGCGACCGGUCUGGCGAAGCAGUCGCAGAUCUCGCUCUUCGAGGUGUCGGCCGCUUCCGGGGCCGCGGUGAAGCCAAGGGGCACGUUGGAGAUUUCGAGGGAGGCAAUGGAUCUGGAUGUAAUUCAGACCGGCGACGAGACGUUCCAGGUCGCCUUCUGCGAUGAGCGCGACCUCUUCGUUGUCAACGUCACCAAGAACAGCGUUGAUGGGCCGCAUCUGGCUUUCACGAUCAAGGAGGACGGGGCUGGCGUCACGCCCAUCUUCAGGUCGAUUCGGUACUUGUCGCCAAACUUCAUCAUGGCCGGCUGCAACCUUCCUAAGCGCACUGGCGUGGUACUCUUGGGCAUCCGCCUGCCGAUGAAGGAGGAGAAGGGCCGUCUGGCCGCGUCGGCCAAGCUGCCAAAGACAGUGACGCAGGCGACUACCAUUGCCGUGCGGAACCUGAACCCGGCGUCAACACCCGAUGCCAAGCUCGGCAACACGCAAUUCGUCGUCGCCGUGGCAGGACAAGACCGCUCCGUGUCGCUCUUCACAGUCGAGCACAAGUCUCUCUCGAAUCUCGAGCUCCUCACCAACCUCGAACGGCUGACGACGCUGAAGGAGGUCCACCCUCUGAACAUCACAAACGUCGCCCUGUCCCACUUCAUCCCGCCCAAGACGACCGCCCGUCCUCAGUACCUCAAGCUCGCCAGCAUCUCCAUGAAGAACACCGUCGUUGUGCACUCGAUCCUGCUCAAGAAGUUCACCGACAGAGAAGUCCCCCUGCGCAAGGGCGGCCCGCCCAGGCCUCAGCGCUACGCCGUCGCUCUGCAACCCAAGAGAUACGGCACCAAGGCUACCAUCACGCUCGUCAGCAUCAUCGUCCUCGUCUUGGCCGUCCUCUUCCAGAUCGGUCUCGAGUCGGCAGGCGUCGUGAGCCCGCGAUUCCUUGCCAAGACGAGCCCCCUCGCCAACCCCAACACCCCCAACGAGUUCCUCUCGACGCUCAUCGGCGAGGUCCACGCGCUCCAGGGUGAUCCGAUCGUCAUCCGCGAGGACGCCGUCACCCCUACCCACCCCGAGGAGAACCCGGUCCCGAGGUUCCAGGCCGCUGUUCACGACGAGGCAGUCUACGGCCCCGCGGUCAGCUGGGACGAUCUCUCGGCGCAGCAGAAGAAGCUCUGGAAGGAGAAGCUCUCCAAGGCGGGACACUGGACGCAGAACAUGGGCGAGAGUGUGUUCAAGGGCAUCCUGUUCGGCGAGCUGGCCGGCGCUGUGAGACAGGCGGUUGCUGGUCAAGUAUGA